Messenger RNA from Quercus lobata, 1091 nucleotides. Its product is annotated as rac-like GTP-binding protein RAC2. Lineage: Eukaryota; Viridiplantae; Streptophyta; Magnoliopsida; Fagales; Fagaceae. Gene Ontology annotation, biological process: small GTPase-mediated signal transduction. The record is from RefSeq and is a predicted model, not a curated record. The transcript is spliced from 7 exons. The coding region runs from base 133 to 759 and encodes 208 amino acids. Gene Ontology annotation, molecular function: GTPase activity; GTP binding.
ACUCUUACAUGAUAUAUAUAAACUUAACCAGACUUUGAGGGAGAAUCUUAAACAGGCACUACAAGUUCUUGUUUGUCUGAGAGAGAGAGAAAAAAAAGAGUUUUGUUCUACUUUCGUUUCUUUGUUUGUUUGAUGAAUAACAGAAUGAAUGCUGCAGUUACUCCUAGCACAACAACAACAAGGUUUAUCAAAUGUGUCACUGUUGGAGAUGGUGCUGUUGGGAAGACAAGCCUUUUAAUCUCCUACACCACCAACACUUUCCCAGCUGAUUAUGUCCCCACUGUUUUUGAUAACUUCAGUGCCAAUGUUAUGGUUGAUGGGAAGACUGUGAAUUUGGGUCUCUGGGAUACUGCUGGUCAAGAAGAUUAUAACAGGCUGAGGCCCUUGAGUUACAGAGGAGCUGAUGUUUUCCUACUUUGCUUUUCUUUAAUAAGUAGGCCUAGCUUUGAAAACAUAUCAAAGAAAUGGGUUCCGGAGCUGAGACAUUAUGCCCCAUCAGUGCCCAUUGUUCUUGUGGGGACCAAACUAGAUUUGAGAGAAGAUGAAGAGUUUCACUUGAAUUAUCCUGGGGCAUGUACCAUUGCCACAAAACAGGGUGAAGAACUGAAAAACCAAAUUGGAGCAGUAGCAUACAUAGAAUGCAGCUCAAAGACACAGCAGAAUGUUAAGGGUGUGUUUGAUACAUCUAUAAAGUUGGUGCUGGAACCUCCAAAGCCCAAAAAGGCAAAGAGAAAGCUGAGGACAUGCGGGAUUCUUUGAUAAUCUUCUAGUGCUCCUGAUCUUAUAUAUGCCUAUGAUGAUGAUGAUGAUGAUGAUGACUCCCAUCUCUCUAACAGUAGUCCAUUCUUGUCUUUUUAUUCUUUGUUCUGAGAGAAAAUCAUUGAAUUUCACGCUGGUCAUUUCAUUGAUUUGUAUGAGUUUGGCAUUUCUAUAAACUAGUAUAUGCUCUAUUUAUAUUAUUCCAAGUUGGGAAAGAAAAACAAAAAAGCACGUUACAGAGGUUGUGGCUUUGGAACUCAAAACAUGUUUGGAUUAAAAGUAUAUUUGUGUUGUCUGAAAAAGUAGAUGAUUGGAUUUGAUAGAUUGCAGAG